This is a messenger RNA of Plasmodium vivax (malaria parasite P. vivax), 1893 nucleotides long. RefSeq lists its product as hypothetical. Bases 1 to 1893 code for a protein of 630 amino acids. Gene Ontology annotation, cellular component: radial spoke; axoneme. NCBI's taxonomy places the organism in Eukaryota, Apicomplexa, Aconoidasida, Haemosporida, Plasmodiidae. Gene Ontology annotation, biological process: axoneme assembly; cilium movement involved in cell motility; cilium assembly. The transcript has a single exon. The record is from RefSeq and is a predicted model, not a curated record.
AUGAAGAACAACCUGAUGCUCUCACUCAACAACGCCAAGGACUACCUGAAAAGCAGAAACGAAAAUGGCCAAUCUGUGUACAACCACAUAUGUGACGUAAUAAAUUUUAUUAUCGUGGAGAAGCCAGAAAAAUGUUAUGAGCAUUUCGAAAUGAUUUCUAGUCAUAUAAAGGAAAGUAAAAAGGGGGACUCCGUAUCUGCUCCGUCUUCCGCAGCGUGUGGUUCUCCUUCCCACCGUGGAAGGUCCAAAGCGUCCAAAGAGCCCCACUUGAGGGACGCCAAUCUGGACAGCUACAUACUCCACGAUUAUAUAAAAAAUAAAAAGGACUGGCUAGCCAAAAUAAAACUCUCACUCCAGAAGAAAGUGCAGCCAAAACCGUCUCAUUUGCCAUUUUUAAAAAAUUUUUACGAACAAGCGAAAUUAAUUAACUGGGCAGGAUACCACAUAGGGAGUGAUUCCGUUUGGCUCAUCAACGAAUCCGUGAAAAACGUCCUCGAAAAAUAUAAAAAUGAAUUGGCUUCCCUGCACUUCUGGGGAAUACUCAAAGGGGUAAAAAACGACUACUACAUUUUGGAAGGCCUUCUAAAGGGGGACUCCACCUUCCUGCUUCAGAGAAAAGGGAAAAAGGCAGCACCUUCGGAGGACUCCAAUGGGGGGGAGUCCUCCAGCAGCGAAGAGUCCUCAUCAACAGAGGGGGGGAAGCACGAAGAGGAAGGCGAGGAGGAAGACGAGGAAGAGGACGACGAAGAGGACGAAAACGACGAAGAGGACAGCAAUGACGAAGGGCGGAAAAACCGAAAUAACUCCAGCGGAAAAUCCACAAACCCAAAGGGAAAAAACAAACCAACGGAGAGCCACCAGCUGAAAUACACAAGGGAAGACUUUGCCACCUUCAACAAGAGGGUCAACAGACACGUCUACUGGGCGUCCGUCAACGGAACGGACGAAUGGGUUCUCCUAAAACCGACGACGCCAGAGUACAUCCAAAUGGCUAGUAGAACCAAUAAAAUGCUAACGGGGCAUAUGAACAAAAUAAUAACCGCCUUCCCCAACAUUGCCAUAAAGGAAAAGCACUACCUUAGGGCGCUCAUUUCGCUCAUAUCCUCCUACACGCACAUAUCGCCUAGGCGGUACUACAUCACCAGGGGGGCGGAAAAAAAACGGGGGGCUGGGAAGCGGAAAAAGGGGGGCAAAGACCAAAGCGGUGAAGAGGGUGAAGAGGGUGUAGACCAAGACGAAGACGAAGAGGAUUACUCCAAUGCGUCUAACGAAAAGGACGACCAUUCUAGCGAAACGAACGAUGAAAAUGAAUACACUGAGGAUGGCGAGGAGGAGGAGGAGGAAGAGCGGGGCGGAGACAAACGGAACGGAGGUCUCGACCAUCACAAGGACAGCCACAAUGCUGGGGAAGAUAGCCUAAUUGAAAAUAAAAAGUUCCAAUUCGAUACAAAUGCCCUUUCACGCUUGGAAAACUGGGUUCACUGCAAACAUUACUUCCUACCCAAUGGACAUGUGUGCUACCCCAAAGAUGGACGCACGAAAAAUGGGGGACGAGCAAGGAACGCCCAAAUGAGGCAAAUUAUUAAACAAAACCCCCCUUUAAAAAUUUUAAGAGGCAUUAAUGCGCAAAAAGAAAACCAAGUUACUCCCACGUGGAAGGUGAAGCACCUCAAUCCUGGUCACUACUACGGACCGCAUAGUCUCCACUACGACGUAAUCGUCAUAUACAAUUUUACCUUUUAUGGCGCCUUUACUGUUUACUCAAAUGGGCAGUUUUUUAACUUCUACGUUGGAAAUGGGAUGAAAUCGAAACACUCGUUUAUUCACACGUACCAGCCUGGCAAAGUCGAGUCGGACGAGAGUGAGUUGUCCGAGGUGGACCACUCAAGCUGA